Apis mellifera (honey bee) is the source of this 4518-nucleotide messenger RNA. RefSeq lists its product as uncharacterized. The record is from RefSeq and is a predicted model, not a curated record. Lineage: Eukaryota; Metazoa; Arthropoda; Insecta; Hymenoptera; Apidae. The coding region runs from base 1014 to 2786 and encodes 590 amino acids. The transcript has 3 exons.
UCCUCUUUGAAUUAUAAGUGAUAAUGUUUAAUAAAACAAAUUCCACGAUUUACGUAACGUAAAUUAUAUCGAAACAUUUGAACUUCGAUGCAAGAUCUGGAGGAACGAAUUCAUCGAUUGUUUUCGGGGAUUAAAUGGACGUUUGCGUUUCGUUUCAAAUCGAACUAAACAACUGGGUGGAGGGACGGGAGAUAGACGGAGGCAGAAAGAUGUUAAAGACGUCGCGGCGACAUAACGUACGUCGCGGCCGACAAGUGGCGCGCAUCACGCGAUAACAGGGAUAACGAGAAGGACAAGAACGACGAAUAGGAGCACCACCGCGACCACGUUCACAAGAAUCGUGGUCGUGGUCGUCAGGAGUGUGGUUCGAACGAGAAGAGAUAUCCUCCGGUUCGUGAGGGACCUAUAUAACUGUACUGUGUGUCUGGGUCAGGGGGCGGGCCGCCACGUUUAUAGUAUACUCUCUAUAUUGGACAGGUGUACCCCAUUCCGACUCCACGAGUUCUCGCGUGCACCAUCGAGCCACAGCAGGCUGUAACGUGUCUUUCUAGCUGGCGUGACAGAUAUCGUGGUGCAUCGCGGUAAACACGGGAGGAUCAGUCGCGACGGGGACCCUCCGAGGACGGUUGACCACGGUCGGAGGUUUGGAAGAAAUCGGGAAUCGGCCGUGGCUGGGUUUUCACGAAACGUCUCACCGGCCCUACCUUCUCUACGCGCUCGCAUUCGUCGUCGCCUUUGUCCCCGUUUUUUCGCCACCGAGAUACCGGCCGCCGAGAUCGAUUGUCUUGUGCUUUUAGACAGCCUCCGACCGCGCGGGUACGCGGAGAUUCCUUGGCACAUGGUGCUUCAAUCAGUGCUGUGCAUUGCUCGUAUCUUUCUUCCUUUGCGCAUCGCACGUCUUUGACACGGGAUCAGGAAAAAAAAGGGAAGCCCUGCGUCUUUCGGCGUCUCUACCUCUCGAUUGGACAAACCGACGACAAUACGAAACACUUCACCGUGGACUCUAACGCGGUAUGCGGUGGCGAAUCUUCAUUCUAACCUGUCUCCUACUAAAGGGGCCGGGAUGCCGAGCGGAGGAUGUGGAGGUGGUGGAGGCGAUCCCAGGCGAGGACAAUCAGCGGAACGACAAUUCAGCGGUGAACAGGCAGGACAACGACAUAAACAGCUCGGACCAAUUGGCGUUGGAGUCGUUGGGGGAGAAGGACGCGGGCGGGGGGGGUCAUUACGGGAAGCCGGGCGGUCUUCGGGGCCACCCCGUUCCCCUCGCCCCGAGCAGGGGCCUCCCCCCGCACCCGGGCAGGCCGCACCACAGCGUCGCGUACCACGGGCCGCCCCCGCCCCCCCCGCCCCCCAAGAGCCCGUCGUCCGAGGCGAUCGACAAGAUGUACGCGACGGGGGCCGGGGGCGGCCUGAGCGGCAGCGGGGUCGGCGGCGAGCCGUGGCCAGCCCCGACCCCCGACAUGCCCAAGAUCGUCUCCCUGGACGUGAAGUGCGAGAAGAGCCUGAUGAAGGUUUACCUCGGCUUCGACAAACCGUUCUACGGGAUAGUGUUCAGCAAGGGCCACUACAGCAACGUUAAUUGCGUCCACUUGCCGGCCGGGUUGGGCCGCACCUCGGUCAACUUCGAGAUCAGCAUUCACGCGUGCGGCACGGCCGGGAACACGGAGAACGGUUUGUACGGGUACGGGGCCGAGUCCGGGUCCGGCACGUACUUCGAGAACAUCAUCGUGGUGCAAUACGAUCCCCAGGUGCAGGAAGUUUGGGACCAGGCGAGGAAGUUGCGGUGCACGUGGCACGACUUGUACGAGAAAUCCGUCACGUUUCGCCCGUUCCCGGUCGACAUGUUGGACGUGGUCCGAGCGGAUUUCGCCGGGGACAACGUGGGCUGUUGGAUGCAGAUACAGGUGGGGAAGGGGCCGUGGGCGUCCGAGGUCUCGGGCCUGGUCAAGAUCGGGCAGACGAUGACCAUGGUGCUCGCGAUCAAGGACGACGACUCCAAGUUCGACAUGCUGGUGAGGAAUUGCAUGGCCCACGACGGGAAACGGGCGCCUAUCCAGCUGGUCGACCAGAGGGGUUGCAUCACCAGGCCCAAACUCAUGUCCCGUUUCACCAAGAUAAAGAACUUCGGCGCCUCGGCCUCGGUCCUCUCCUACGCCCACUUCCAGGCAUUCAAGUUCCCGGACUCGAUGGAGGUCCACUUCCAAUGCACCAUACAGAUAUGCCGCUACCAGUGCCCGGAGCAAUGCUCCGAGUCGCCCCUUCUGCUCGAGUCCCAAGCCCUCCUCGAGACCCACCACCACCACCACCACUCCCACCCCGAUUCCUACGGCCUCCCGCCGCCCAUCCCCCUCCCCCUCGAGGCUUAUCUGCAGGCGGCGGCCGGCCGGCCGCGGGACGAGAGGCGGAGGAAGUCCCGCGAGAUAAUACCGGCUCCCCAGAAGGCGGUGGGGGUGAAUCGGAUAAUACGGGUGGUCUCGACCGGCGAUCUAACCUUUUCCAUCGACGAGGCGGGCAACGGUGAUUCGGGGGGAUCGACCGUGGUUUUCCCGCUUUCCCGGAAGGAAGAGAGCGGGUCGAGCGGCUCGGCCAUGAUAUGCAUGACAACCCUGGGCUUCGUCGCAACCCUCGUAGUACUCCUGGCCGUCCUCCUCUUCUCCUGCGUCCUCUCCACCUACCUCUGCCUCCGACUAAGACCGUUCUCAGGGAAAUCUAGAAAGGUUGCCACGUACCACAACGGGGAACAAAGCGCGGCCAAAAAGUCCGCCAGGACGUGUUUCUACUCGUAGGUCUUUCCUUCGAGGUGCUCGCCUCGAGUGUAAAGUAGCGACUGCGCGAUAUGAUGCCGUCCGUUUGUAUCCUUUCCUCUUCCUUCCUUCCUUCCCCGAGAAUCAAGGUUUUCGUAGCGUCUGUUGUUAUAUUAUUUAUUGAAACUGAGGGGGGGAAGAAAUAAAAUAACGAAUAAUCUUCGUUGACUAGGCAAGAAGAAAGGAAAGGGAUUUGUCAAUGUUCUAUUUUCUCGAUUACGGAUUUUUUUUUUUCUCCUUUCUUUUAUAAAGUACAAGUACGAGUCGCUCGUUCACCUUUUAUCCUUUGUUAUAUUUAUUUUCAGAGACGGGUCGAGACCGUUCAGUGAAAAUUUUUAUCGUUCUAUUGGAUGUCGCGCAAACCGGUCCUCUUGGUCGCGCCAUUACAGGUAUCGUAGAGGCUACAGAAAUGCCGAGAGCACAAUUCUGUGUACGAACGCGCACGUCGGACCACUACCUAUAUAGAGCGUCGUAUUAUUAUUAUUAUAUUACGAAGUAAAAAUAUCGGAUCCGUUGCCCGCGUUCGUGCCAGCGAAUCCAACCGAAACGGAGAUUCGCGGGGACAGAAUACAGUGUACAGAUUUGUGCUUCGUCAUCGUCGAAACUUACGCUCAAGCCGUUGCCGGCGUGUAUAGAAAUAUUCCGGGAAAAUUUAGUCAAAGAUAAUCAAACAUUUUUUUUUUUUUUUCCGCCCCUUCAUCGCUCGCUAUGGCUCAUCCAGGGGUCGUCCAUGGUAUUUGGGUAUAUAUUUUUUUUUUUUUUUCCGAUGAAUCGAUCACAUGUAUGUAACUCGACGCGUUAAGGCUGAAAUUGAACAUUGUAAAAAAGAAGAAAAAAAAAAAAAAAAAAAAAGAGUGUCCAUGUUUAAGAAAAGUAUUCGUCGUUUCUCUUUUAUUCGUUUCACUUUUUUUUUAAUAUUGUCGACGAUAUUGUUGUUUUCUCUUUUCAAUAUUAUUUAUUUGUUAGGUAGUAACGUUCCAAAAUUAUUAUUUUUUUUUUUUUUCUUUGGAUUCGUAUAUCUUGUAAGAGCUACACUUGUAAGAGCCAGUCACUAUCACGAAACUAUGGUUAAAAAAAAUGCUAUCUCUGCUAUUUUUAUUAACUCCUACGUUUAAGGUUAACGUUAAAUACGUUUCGCUUUAGUGAAGCGAACAUUUUUUUUUUUUUUUUUUCUACGUUAGUUUAUACGUAUACGCGUUGCCAUGUAAAACAAAGUUUCUUCUUAUUUAAUUAAAUAAUAGAGUAUUUAAAAUAUCGAGUAACAGUUACGAGUAAAAUGUCGAUUAUCUUUCUCUCGAGGAAUUUUUGAGGAGGGUCCAUUUUUAUUGUGCAAAAAAAAAAAAAGAAAGAGAAGAAGAAGAGAAAGGAAGGAAAGAAAACGCAUAACAUUGAAACGUAUUCGCACGGAUACGGAAUACGCGGAAAUAUAUUCUUGGAUUUCGUUGAAUUUCGUAUUCCUCUUAGAAUAAAUAUUUGAACGGUAUACGUUUCUUCCCGAGAUUUCGUUGUUUCGUCGUGCGAUAUUCCAAGAAUUUUCGAAUUUUAUUAUUCACGAUGUUUAAUAACGCGAUUCUUUUUCGAGAUUAAACUUCUCGAAACCAUCUUUCGAUAAUUUUUUUUCGAUCGAUAAUUGACAUUUUGCUUUUGAGAACGAAGAAGAGGUCGAAAUAUGUAAUGAACGAAAAAGAAAAAAAAAAGAAAAAAGAAAGAAAAA